Messenger RNA from Sorghum bicolor (sorghum), 1052 nucleotides. Its product is annotated as basic transcription factor 3. The record is from RefSeq and is a predicted model, not a curated record. Gene Ontology annotation, cellular component: nascent polypeptide-associated complex; cytosol. The transcript has 6 exons. Lineage: Eukaryota; Viridiplantae; Streptophyta; Magnoliopsida; Poales; Poaceae. The coding region runs from base 315 to 818 and encodes 167 amino acids.
GAGGACAAUGUGAUUUGGUCCGUUGUCUAUUGAACUGCUGAUAUGCUUUGGUAUACAUACAGGCGUGCCGGCCGGACCGCAUCCGAGCGAGCAGCGACGGCAUCGGACGGCCAGGAUUGGAUUGACGGGUGGUUAAAACCCUAACAACACGGAGCGGAGGGGAAGAAAAGCCCCUUCCCGUGCUCACUGGGGUUGUUGGCCUCCCGACCCGACGACCCGACCCGUCCCCUAUCUCAUCUGCUUCCUGCUGAGCUCAGGAAAUCCCCUCCCGUCCCCAUUCCACCCGCCGCCGCCGGUCGACGCGCCUGUCCAAGAUGAAUGUGGACAAGCUCAAGAAGAUGGCGGGCGCUGUGCGCACCGGAGGAAAGGGCAGCAUGCGCAGGAAGAAGAAGGCAGUUCACAAGACCACAACCACCGAUGACAAGCGGCUUCAGAGCACAUUGAAAAGAAUCGGAGUGAACACUAUUCCUGGUAUUGAAGAGGUCAACAUUUUCAAGGAUGAUGUUGUUAUCCAAUUUCAGAACCCUAAAGUGCAAGCAUCUAUUCCUGCAAAUACAUGGGUAGUCAGUGGAGUACCCCAGACAAAAAGUCUGCAAGAUCUUCUGCCAUCAAUUAUCAACCAACUGGGCCCUGAUAACCUGGACAACCUUAAGAGGCUUGCUGAGCAUUUCCAGAAGCAGGUACCAGGUGCUGAAGCUGGUGCAGCUGCACAGGAUGAUGACGAUGUCCCUGAGCUUGUCCCAGGAGAGACAUUUGAGGAGGCUGCAGAAGAGAAGAAGGUGCCUGAACCGGAACCGGAAGAGAAGAAAGAAUCGUAAUUUUGCUGUCUCUCAUAUCCAUUGUUGUGAAGGGUCACUUGGUUUAAGUGUUUCCGUUAGCCAUGCGAGAGACCUGCUCAUCUAUGAACUCUGACAUGCCUCAUUCGUUUACAUGUGCUCCAGUUUCUUACCUGGAGUGUGUUUCUGGUUCCAAAAGCAGUAUAAUUAUGUUUUCUGAAGAGUGUAGGCCAGACCGGCAUGUAUUUUCCUCGAGCCAGAGUGAGUUUCUGCAAA